Molecule: messenger RNA, 3501 nt
Organism: Mesocestoides corti
Lineage: Eukaryota; Metazoa; Platyhelminthes; Cestoda; Cyclophyllidea; Mesocestoididae
Source: the annotation of a GenBank genome assembly
GAUUCUCAAGGUGAACAACUGGGCGAUAAUGUUUUGAUACCGAAAAGUUCAAUCACUAGACCGCGAGACUUAAGAUCGUCUAAGAAGAAAAAGACAACAUUUUCAACUCCGUUCUCUCGGGCGUCUGCGGCUCGUUGUUCGCUUGGUGCAACUAGUCAUGCAUGGUUCGAUGCAGCAGAACGAGCAGAGUUCAACACAGAGACGAAAUCUUCAACAACAUGGUCUCAACAGAGUGGAAUGUUUACGAUUGCCAAGGACGAUUUGCCCCUGGAAUACGAUAAGAGUUUGCUCAAAAGAGCAAGAUUAGUUACUUUCAAGGGUCCACUGGAAGUAGAACAGGCAGGAUGCCGUCUUCAACCAGUCCUUGAUAAGGUCAUUGGACGCUUUUGGGGCUUACGAAUAGCAAACGUUGAUCAAUCGCCUUGGUCUGAAUUCCCUUUUCACCACAAUGAUGUAAUCGUACGGGUUAAUGAUGAGGAUUUCUUUGGAGAAUCCAGAGAUAACCUGUCGUCUGCUCUCAUUGAAGCAUUUUCAAAGCCACAAAUUACCGUAAUCAGUUUACUUAAAGAAGAAGACUUUCCUUAUCCCUUUCCUACAAUUUCCAGGCCAAGUCCUCAACUAAUUGGUAAGGAAUCGCCCAAUUCAUGCCAAACUCCCAAUCAAUCCAGAAUUUCUCCCGUCUCGAAUAUUAAAAAUUUAAAUGCUUUCAAUACCCGCGCAAUCGGGCAAAUGAUUUCUGUCGAUCUCAUCAAGCUGGCAGAUGGAGGAUUCGGAAUUUCUUUUGCAACUAGAGACGCUCUGGUUAACACUAAUGAGAUUCAGCCUGUUUUCAUUGAAAGAAUCAUGCCGACUGGUUCUGCAAUCCAGGAUGGCCGCCUUCAGUUCGGUGACAGACUUCUUUCGAUCAAUGGGUUAAAAGUGACUACAUUCAAAGAAGCCAUGAAGGCUCUUCGGUCCAUUGGGGUUGGGGAAGAGGCGCGUCUCAUUUUCUCUCGUCAGAAUUCGAUGGUCGGUCCUGCUCACGCAUCGCCCUGCUCGAGUUCGUCGGCCAGUCCCGUCGAUUUCCUAAAUGACGGGCUACUUUUAAAAGCCUCGAGUCCCAGCCUUGAAUCCGAAUUGGGGCCACCAGUCCGCCGAAGAAUGGUUUUUGAGAUUCCUGUGCCGCAUCCCGACUCCGGGAUUUCUGGCUUGGGGAUUCGCUUUGAGAUGUGGACGAAACCUCAUGUAAUCCACCCUCCUGUCCACAGUAAAUCGAAUGAACCCAAAGAAGAGUUGUUCGACGAUAAGGGGGAUUACCCGGGGCUGUUUGUCAAACAGGUAUUGACUGACAGCCCCGCCGAUACCACCUCCGCCUCGGGCACUGUAAGGCCGGGCGAUCGGCUGGUUGAGGUCAACAACCGUUGUGUUAUCGGUCUUUCGCUGAAUGAAAUUAAAAGUAUCCUCAAGGAAGCGGUCGAAAAAGCCCAAGUCAGAACUGUCCAAAAAAACAAACAGGUCUUUCUCCAAUUAACAGUGGAUCGGUUUUACCAUCGCUCCGAAAAAUCUGGUGCGAUCCGUGACUCAUGUUCUGGAUCCAAACCUAUCUUGCAUCAGGCAGAAGAUUCGAGUCGUGAUCACCAACAUUCUCAAAAUACCACCCCCGGCCGGGAGACUCUUUCGAAAAAGAUGGAUGUGGGGCAUCCACCGCACCGAGUACCACGGACUCCCUCCGUGGACUCCCGGGGUCGUUCCAGACGCGAAAAAGAGAGCAGGUCCUCUUCUGUUUCCCCUGUCCGUUGCCAGUCGGCUUUCACACGUGACGCCAUUGGUCGGCGCAGUGUUUCAGAAAAACGCCAUGCUCACAUGAGUGCUACUAAUUUCAUCUACUACAAUGAAAAUGUUCUGCCUCUAAGAAAUAAAGGCGAUGACCAGGGCGCUCGUCUUUACUCGACAAUGCCGGCAUCACGAAAAAUUCGACAACUUCGUCGAUCUAGACAGGGUCGCGCCUCGGGUCCGGUCAAACCAAUCCACAGAGAGGACUUGGAGAAACCGCCAGAGACUAUGGAAGCUGAAACCCCAGAUGUCGCUUCACCGUCACCCCUCCGAAACCAAAGGGACGAUGAUGUCCUUCGAACAGAUGCCGCCGAUGAGCAUGGGCCAUUAGAGCCUCCAGCCCCCACACUCGUCUCCCGUGCUCGAUCACAAAACCACAGUUUUCGAGCUGCAGUAAAUCCACGGCCUCGUCUCCGAUCCCCACCACCGAACCCCACCCAAGACGCUGAUCAUUCAGAGUUCGAAGUUGCACAUCAACCUGAAUCUCCUCCAAUCCCCACGAGACGAUCGAAGAUCCUAUCAUCUGCCAAAGAUUUAUCAACUUCGAGUAGUUCUGAUAAACCACCUCAACAACCCUUAUCAUCAUUUCAUAGCACUUCUGAAGCAGCCCAUCGCAAGCCUUCCCAAGAUUGUAUGCAGUAUCAUCGUAACAAUAAAAAAGAGGCAUUUUCUCAUUCUUCCUCUUUCCGAAAAAGUUCCGUUGGGUUACUCAGCAACAAAGACGUCAUUUAUAACGCCCCGACAACUAACCCAAAUAGUGAUUUCUCCUACUCUGUCAGCCUCACUGGUGCCAGACCCGUACCCUUCGACCCUCAGAGAACUCCAUCUCCCGUAGAAUUCAACGCUUACGCAGCUGAACAAGAAAGAGAUCCCUAUUACCCUCCUUCACUACCUCAACAGAAACCCUCCUGUAACAAACCAGCGUCCAAGUUCCUAGAGGAGGUAGAAACUUGCCUUCCAAAAAGGCGAAUUGGCCGAUCAAAUGAAACACCUCAAAUGGAGGAACUAAGCUGCACGAAUUCAGAUCCAGCGCUCACACCUUCUUAUGCGAGCAGGAUAACACAUCCUUUUCCACUUGCGAUGCGAGACGGUUACGCCACUACCCCAAUGAUCACGACUCGAAAAACUAACUUUUCGGUUGGAAGACAUUCUCAGAAGGCGAUUCCCAUGGAAAAAAGAGAUUUAGAGUCAAAAAUCGCUAAUGACCGUUUUAUGAUGCCCCAAACAAAGUUGCACCCCCACCAAGGUCGAACCAAACUGCAAAUGAAAUCGGCGUCGCCACAUGCUAUUGUGCGGUCCCGAUCCCCACCUCUUGUUUACUCCAACGACGUAGGAUGUGGCCAUGGGAAGCACUCGAAUUCAACUUUUACCAGCCAGUCCAACUUCUCCUCCAGUUCCGCGCACCACUUACCCGAAAAUCCAACAACUACGCAAUCCCGCUCCCGCGUCAAGAGCAACAUCAUCCACCGAAUGGACUUCAUCCUGACAUUUUACCUGCAGUCUUCAGGUGCAGGCUUCAGUCGAAUCCCUGCUCGGCCGCAUCUUUCCGCUACAAACAAACACCAUCCUCAUAAUGGCGUCCAUGACGACCGAUUGAAUCGAUCAAGCAGUCUUUCUCGCCACAUCCCUCAGUCAGAAGACCCGGGCCGCCCGAGAUCUUACAAGUCGCCCGAGCGUGCGGUGAGGUAG